Molecule: messenger RNA, 2320 nt
Organism: Oryzias latipes (Japanese medaka)
Lineage: Eukaryota; Metazoa; Chordata; Actinopteri; Beloniformes; Adrianichthyidae
Product: transcription initiation factor TFIID subunit 4
Biological process (GO): transcription initiation at RNA polymerase II promoter; DNA-templated transcription
Cellular component (GO): transcription factor TFIID complex
Molecular function (GO): RNA polymerase II general transcription initiation factor activity; DNA binding; protein heterodimerization activity
Source: RefSeq, a predicted model, not a curated record
UAAUUAUACAACACGGGUGUUUGUUAUUUCGGACUCGCGCGAACGCAUCUCGUAACUGAGUGAGCGCGUGCUGAAGGCGCGAGCACAGCGCGCAAACUCAAAGCUACCAGCAUACAUUUCAAAUAGAUUUUCAUGAUUUACAGCGUCAACAGUCUCUGGUGAUGAACCAUGUGGGGGACCAAGCUCCAAAGUCAGACUCGUGUGGGUCAUUGGGGGAGGAAGACUCGUCUGUCCAACUCCAGCUCACACGUGUCCCAAUCAAAUGUGGAGCUGCUGCUUCGACCCCCCAGCCUUCUGUUGUGACCAACCACCAGAGGGAGUCUCUCCCACUCAGUGUCAUCCCCUUCAGUCAGGCUCACCAGCCUAACCCUUCUGCAGGUGCUGUAGCGGUGGCACAGCCCUGUCCUUCUGUUAUGCUGAGUGCAAAGCCCACAGUCCAAGGGGGGGCGAGUCAUCCCAGCCAGCUGGUCCCAAAGCAGACUGUUAGUCAGGUGACCCCCCCUGGAAGGAUGGUGGUAAUAACUGUUCCCAGAACAGCAGCUGCACAGCCGCUGGCCCCCACAGCGCCACACAAUGCCUCACCAAAGCUGCCCCCCAACCUCCAGAUACCCGCAGGCAUGAUGCUGAUCCGCAGUGACAGCGGUCAGCUGAUGCUGGUUUCCCAGCAGGUUCUGGCUCAAGCUCAGCGAGGGACGAGAAUUGUCAGCAGCCAGGCGCCCCGUGUUCCGACCCAGCAGUUGUCCACAGCCACAGGAGCCAAAGGCAACGAGAAGGUAUCUGUCAUCCAGAUGACGACGCCCUCCCCCUUUCAGACAGUUCAGAAGCCAGCUCUGGUCAUCGCCGUGGCUCCCAAAGCUGCUGCGGCCCCAAACCUCAGAGCUCCCCCCCAGGCGUCUGCAGACACCAGGAAGGAGCCAACAAGGACUUUCAGUAAGGAGACUUUGGAAAGUGUGAAGAAGUGUAAGAAUUUCUUGGUGACUCUGAUCAAGCUGGCUUCCAGUGACUCCAGGUCUGCCAACAUGGCCAACAAUGUUCGAGGACUGGUCCGGAGUCUGCUGGAAGGAAAGAUGGAGGCGGAGGAGUUCACUGAGCUGCUGUAUGAUGAGCUGAAGUCAACGCCGCAGCCCUGCUUGGUGCCUUUCCUGAAGAAAAGCCUCCCUGCGGUGCGUUCACUGACAUCAGACCCACAGCUAUUCAUCCAGCAGGCUUCCACCUCCAAGAACACAAAGUUGUCUGAGGCAGAAAUGAGCAGACAGCAGGUUCUCCGUGCAUCUGAUUCAAGCUCAGGACCGGCAAUUUCAACCCAAUCCAGAACCGACAUAUCUCACAGAGGUGGGCCCGGCAGCACAGUGGUUCUGUCAGUACGUCACAUCUCAGGAGCGUUUCCAGGGAAACGCACUGCUCAGGAUCAGUCCAGAGCUCCAUUCAGAGCCAGCUAUGGAUCCUACAGAGAAGAUGAUGACAUCAAUGAUGUGGCCUCCAUGGCUGGAGUCAACUUGAGAGAGGAAAAUGCUCGAAAUCUCACCUCCACUGUGGGCUCUGUGGUGCAGUCGUGCCAGGACCAGCUCUUCCUCUCACCUCAUGACCUGCUCACCUCAAUCCUGCACACAGGAGAGCCGUUGGGAGUAACUGAUGUGGGUCCGGAUGUGGUGGCUGUAGUUUCUCAUGCUACUCAGGAGUAUCUGCGUGAGCUGGUGGAGAAGAUCUCUGCUGUGGCUAAACACCGUAGGGCAUCUCCACAGGAGGAUUCCUGGCAUGACAGGGUGAGUGAUGUCUGCUCUCAGCUUCGCUUCUUGGAGGAAAUUGAGAAGCUGAAGAAGAAGAGAAGAGAUGAAGAGGAGAAGGAGAAACUGCUCCGUUUAGCCAGGAGUCGCUCCCACACUGAAGAUCCUCAGCUUCAGCAGCUCAGACAGAGAGCCAAAGAGCUGCAACAGAUGGAGGAAGCUCAGCUGCAGCAGAAGGAGGCCAACCUCACUGCUUUGGCCGCCAUCGGACCUCGAAAAAAGAGAGUGCUGGACCAGAGCAACGGUCAGGUGUGCCUGCCAACCCGGCCGGGCACUCAGAAGGUCACCCGGGUGGUUCUGAAGGAUCUGCUGGUCUGCAUGGAGCAGGACCCGGUCCUGCACCGCUCACUCACCUUCUACAAAGCCAUGCUGUUUACGGUGUGACCUUCUCCUCUGAUCUUGUGUUGAUGUUUAUUUACUUUUUUUUUUCAUUCCAGUUUGUAAAUGAAUCUUUGAAUCUUUCUGUUUCUGGUUCUGAAGGAAAACCCAGUUGUGUUAUGGUUGAUUAAAUAUUUGAGGUUCUUCCUGACUGCAAA